UCCUCUCUUUCUCUCUCUCUCGGGUCUGGGGACCCGCUCGGCGGCCGCGCUGCGUGGUGGGUGGGGGGGCUGCGAUGCAGCGACCGUCCGGGAGCCUCAGACACAGGGAUAUGCCAGAGCGAGAGACCGGGAGCGAGUGACAAGACAAGCGGCAGCCAGAGACUCCGGGGGCUGGAGAGACACAGAGAGAGAGACACAGAGAGAGAGAGAGAGAGAGACACACACACACAGGAGGCACAAACAGCAACAUCUCAGGACAAAGAGCAGGAGCCAGGCAUCUCCUGAUACUGAGGAUGCAACCUUCUCCCAGACUUCUCAUCCUGACCUUCCUCAUCCUCAUCAGCAUUCAAGUGGCUCAGGUCAUCCCGGAAGGCGCUGAGGAUGGCUGGAGGGUGUUCAGCUCUGCUCCCGACAGCGAGGGCAGGUGCAUCUGCACCGUGGUGGCCCCACAGCAGACACUGUGCUCCCGGGACGCUAGGACCAAGCAGCUGAGACAGCUACUGGAGAAGGUGCAGAACAUGACUCAGUCCAUCGAGGUGCUUGACCGACGUACACAGAGAGACCUACAGUACGUGGAGAAAAUGGAGACACAGAUGAGAGGCCUGGAAACUAAGUUCAAACAAGUGGAGGAGAACCAUAAAGCACAUUUGUCCCGGCAGUUUCAGGCCCUUAAAUCGAAAAUGGAUGAACUUAUGCCCUUGAUCCCAGUCUUGGAACAGUACAGAGCUGAUGCCAAACUGGUCCUGCAGUUUAAAGAAGAGGUCAGGAAUCUCUCAUCGGUGCUAGCCGAACUGCAGGAGGAGAUUGGAGCCUAUGACUACGAAGAGCUGCAAAGCAGAGUGACUAAUCUUGAAGAAAGGCUGCGUGCUUGCAUGCAGAAAUUAGCUUGUGGCAAACUGACGGGAAUAAGCAACCCCUUAACAGUAAAGACCUCGGGAUCGCGGUUUGGAGCCUGGAUGACUGACCCAGCGACGCCCGAAGGAGACACUACGGUAUAUUACAUGGACGGCUAUCACAACAACCGCUUUGUGCGCGUCUACAAGUCCCUGCAGAACUUCAUGAACGCCGACAACUUCACAGUCCACCGGCUGCCCCACCCAUGGUCUGGCACCGGGCAGGUGGUCUACAACCGAACGCUGUACUUCAACAAGUACCAGAGCCACAUCAUCAUCAGGUUCUACAUCCCGAGUGAGCGUCUGCUGACCCAGCGCAGCUUGCCCUACGCCGGCUACAACAACAUGUACCCCUACUCCUGGGGCGGCCACUCCGACAUCGACCUGAUGGUGGACGAGAGCGGCCUGUGGGCUGUGUACGCCACCAACCAGAACGCGGGCAACAUCGUGAUCAGCAAGCUGGAUCUGACCACGCUGGAGGUGCUACAGUCCUGGAACACAGGCUACCCCAAGCGCAGUGCGGGAGAGGCCUUCAUGAUCUGCGGGACUCUAUACAUGACCAACUCCCACCUGGGGGGAGCCAAGGUCUAUUACUCCUAUAACACCAACACAUCUACCUAUGAGUACACUGACAUCCAGUUCCACAACCAAUACUCCCACAUCUCUAUGCUGGAUUACAACCCCAAGGAUAGAGCGCUCUAUGCUUGGAAUAACGGUCACCAAGUCCUGUAUAACGUCACCUUAUUCCACAUCAUCAAAUCGGAUGAAUUGUAGUCCACACCGUGGAGCGGUAGGAGAAUCCAUGUAAAGAUAAUAUAUUCUGGUGAGAUCGCAGGCAAAACUGGACUCUUUUAAAUCAUUAGUUCUGGAUUGUUAUAGCGUCUGUUUUUUUUUAAAUCGAAUAAAGCAUGACCCAUUUCUGUUUCUGAAUUCAACGUUUAACGGAUAAUUGACAUUUAAAUGCUGAAAAUGUAAGUUUCACGACUUCCCUCGACUUCUCCCCCAAAACUCGACGCUGUGUCGGAGCUCGGAAGCACUGAGGCCUCGG
This is a messenger RNA of Callorhinchus milii (elephant shark), 1941 nucleotides long. RefSeq names its product olfactomedin 1b (gene olfm1b). Bases 294 to 1667 code for a protein of 457 amino acids. The transcript is spliced from 6 exons. Lineage: Eukaryota; Metazoa; Chordata; Chondrichthyes; Chimaeriformes; Callorhinchidae. The record is from RefSeq and is a predicted model, not a curated record. Gene Ontology annotation, biological process: signal transduction.